AUGUCUUCUCCAUCCACACUGGUGCCACAAUCUGACCCACCACUGAUCAUUGAGCCAUCAUCAUCAGACAACAACAAGUCAUCCAAACGAAACUCGAAACAAGAUCUCUCUCCCACUGCUGCAACUGCAACCACUACCACACCAAACAAUACGGAAUCACCGCCACCACCACAACCUACCACAACAUCCGAAUCGGGUGGUUCCAAUAACAACAACAACAAUAACAACAAUACCAACAACACGAACACUCCUCUACCAACUCCUACAAAAAUCGAAGAUGAAAAAAAGAAAGUUGGUUUCGGUAAACGAGCCAAGAAUUUAAUUGGAAAAUUCUUUGGACAAGAAACGGAAGAAGAACGAUUGGAGAGAGAACAAUUAUUGAUUUUCCAAAAAGAAGAGGCAAGAAGGAAAAAGAAGGAUCUCUUACUUGGAGCGUCAUUCUAUCAGGAUGAGUAUCAAGGAGGUGUUUUUGAUGAUCAGUCCGAUUUUUUCAAUUCAUGGAAGGCACACUCGGUCGAUCACGAAGAUGCAGAAUACGAUGCAAAAGUGUCAGAAUUGAAAUCGAAUACGGUUGAAGAGAAACAAGAGCCGCAAAAGAAGGAAGAGUCAGACGAUGAACAAUUGACCGAUGAUGAGUUUUCUGAUGAUUCUGAAGAGGAUAGUGACAAUGGAGAAUCCAAAAAUCAAACAUUCAUGGUCUCUCAAGAAAAUGAAUAUGUUCAAAGAUUUAUUCAGGAGAGACGUGAAAUGCAAUCCAAAUUUACUGUUGGUGAAGUGGAUCGUUUGAAAUUAUAUGGUAAUAUUGUUGAUUAUACCAUGUCAAGCGUGGAAUCGAGCGAAAUUUCAGACAGAAUUUUACACGUGGUUGCCUAUAGAGAUCGAAUUCUGUUUGCCGAUGAAUACGACCAUUUGAUUGAAGUGAAAUUCGAUAAAAGAAAGGAGCUCAAAGGAUAUGUUGUGAAGAAAAUAUUCCUCUCCAUUCCUCAUGCUUAUGAAUGUUACGUAGUGUUGGAAAAUCCAAGUCAACAAAGUUUUGUGCACUAUGUGAUUGAUAUCAAUCGUAAAAGGUUCGAACAAAGUGACGCCGAACGGACUGAAAACAAAGAACCACUCACGUUUGACAUGUACAAGUUUGAUCCAAAAAUUUCAGGCUCAUCUCCACAAAAACCAGUAUUUGAUGGCUCCAAUUAUAUAACUGCUAUUGGAUUUCCACAUUCCGUCGUUCAAGACGAUGUCAUUACCAGAAAAAUUCUAUUCAUGGCUGUCUCGCCUGGAAACGUAAUUUACAAGGUUGAUUUCAAUGCUGAGGGUGAAGAGUAUGACUAUUUUAUUAAUUUCAAGGGAAUUGACAAGGUAACUUGUGAAGAGGUCUAUAACAUGGACACCUUGUAUAAUGAGAAACAAAUCAUUGUACAUACUCACCGACAAGGAUUCUCGAUUGAUAGCAUUGAAUUUGCUGAAGUUAAGGAAAUGAAUGAAUUUAUGGCAUUUGUUUCAAGUGUGGCUGGUGUUGCAGUUUUCACAGGAAGUGGAGAAAUUACUGAUAUUUUCGAUCGAUACGGACCAGAACAAUCCAUGAUUCCAGCAUUUAGAAAUUUCGAUGAGGAAGAACAACUUGUCGACAUGGACAAGCCAAAAGGUUUUUAUCGAAGCAUUUUGAAAGUUUACGACUCCACCUGCUUUGCUUGUAUCACUUCCAAGUAUAUUGCAUUUGGAAGAAUUUACAGUGACGCUCAAAAAACUCUCGACCGUGCAGGUAGACUUCCUCAUAAGAAUCCGAACGAUGUACCUGUUGAUAUUGAACUGAACAGUUUCCAUCUCUUUGUGUGUUACAAGGAUGAAUUUUGUGUACUCAUGCAACCAGCAUAUUUGCCACCCUCGAACUCUAGAUAUUCAUUGUUGAGUAAGCAUGUAGUCACUGUCAGGCUGAUCAAUACGCUUGGUGUGAAAAUUGAUCGAUCCAUUAUUGAUAAAUCGAGAGAAGAGAGCAACGAAUCCAUCUAUGUCUACAGCUCAUCCAAAUUGUUUAGAGUUUCAAUUUCUGAUCAAGCCAAGGGAUUCUGGAGAAUAUUCUUGGAUGCAGCUUUGGAAAUUGAAGAUCAAGAUAUGGAGAGAAUCAAAUCUGAAUACUUUAAGAAAGCUCUCCAUUUGUCAGCUUUGUUUGAUAUGAAUUCUGAAGAAAAUACUAUGGCUAUUUUCUCAGCAAAAGCAGACCACCAUUUUAAGAAAGGAGAUUAUAACACUGCUGCUCUUGAUUAUGCCAGAACCAACAGAAACUUUGAAGAAAUUGCAAUGAAAUUUAUGGAAGCAGAUCCUGAAGAUAAGAAAAAUGGACUCUAUAAUUAUCUUUACUACAUGUUGCACAGAUAUAAAAACGAUAAGAAGAAAAUGGAAGAAUGUCCAGAAAGCGUCAUUCUUUCCGUAUGGAUUGUUGAAUUAUUGUGUUUCAAGAUGAAUCAACAACGACAUAUUAUGGGCAAAUUCAUCACUGUUGCUUGCUCCGAAGAUCAAUACAAAGAACAACUCAAUGAAAAGUCAAAAGCUGAACAACAGCUCCACAAGAUCAAAACCGUUUUACGAAAAUUCACUUACAAUAAGAAGGAAUUGCUUGCGAAAGCUAAAGACAUUGUGUACAAUAUUUUCUUGAGUAAUAACUUUGUGAGAGAAUUUUUGUUCUUUGCUACUUCCAUUGGUGACUAUCUCACUAUCAUUCAACAUUGUGUCACAAUGGCCAAGAGCAGCGAAUAUGAAAACAAUCACUCCAAAGAGUUGAGUUAUUAUGAAACGGCGUACACCAUUUUGAACAAUUUCUGCACGGAACCUCACGCCUUCGAUAAGAAUAAUGAUGAAACUGCUCCACAAAAUCAAAUUUGGUAUCGAUACACUCCACUUCUCAUGAACUAUGAAAAACGAGAUGAAAUUGUGAAAUCCUUCAAGAGAUUACAAUUCCUCAAUCCAAGAGAUCUUGUUCCAUCCAUCUUAAAGUAUGAUCAAAUUAUGAGAUCUGGACCUACUCGAAGAAGAUCCAUGAGACAAGAUGAAUCUCAAGUUUUGGACUAUUUGAAAUGGUGUAUUGAAGAUCAAAAGAAUGAGAAUAGAACGGUUCAUGAUCUUUUCGUCUACCUGUUGGUGAAUAAUAGACAUACAGAAUUGUUAGAAACCUUCUUGAAAGAGACUAAAGAAUCAGAAAAUGUUUACUUUACCAAAGAAUAUGCAUUGCGAUUAGCUGUUGAAGGAAGAAAGUGGACUGCUUGUGUUCUUUUAUAUCGAUUAUUGGAAUUGUAUGAAGAAGCUGUCGAUCUCGCACUUGACUCCAAAGUCAACAAAGUUAAAUUGGCUGAAGAAACAGUGUCACAAUAUGUGGAAGAUCCUGAGCUCAAGAAGAAACUUGCUAUCAAGAUUGUAAAGCACUACAUUAAGGAAGAAAAUUACAGAAAGGCGUUAGAUUUGAUUAGUGACUUUAAUGAUGUGCUACUGUUGGAUGAUGUCAUCAAAUACUUCCCACCAAAGGUUCAACUCGAUGAAGUGAUCAAAGACGUUGAAUCCAUUCUUGACGUCUACUCUUUCCAAAACAACAAGGUUGAAGUUCAAAUGCGAGAUGCCACAAACGAUGCCGAAUUAAUCAGAAACGAACUUUCCUCCAUGAAUGUUUAUCAUGACAUUGACUAUGAUGACAUUUGUGAAAGAUGUAAAUCACGAGUACUUCUUCCCAAUAUGAACGACCCACAAGAUCGAAAGAACUUUUUCUUCUACGUUUUCCCAUCUGGACAAAAAUUCCACUUGAAUUGUUUAUACAGAAUUAACAAACAUCAACUUGAAAAUCAAUUAAUUGCAGUUGACGAAAGAGCAAUUGAAGCAGGUCGAAAAGAAGCCACACAAAAUCAUUUGAAACUUUUCCGAGAAAAGAAAUUUAAAAAACAAAAGAAAUUAGAAAAAUUAUUACGCUCAGCAGAUAAGGCAGAAAAGGAAAGUGACAUUAGCAAGUAUCAAUUCAAGAUCAAAAUGCUCGAUAACACAAUUAAUGAAAUCAAACAAGGAAAAUUCCAAUUCACAACCGUUGAGGCCAUUUACACUUCUGAGGAAUUAAAACAACGAAAUGCACUCCUUGAAAAGAUUCACAAAUUGAAGGAAAUUUAUGAAAAUUGGCAUAAAGCCAGAUUAGAACUUGCUGAAGCACUCAAUGACGGAAGUGAAAAGACACAACUCUACUGGCAACUCGAAUUUAAGAAUGCCAGCAAACAAUUGGAUGACAUUCUUGGAAAAUCUUGCCCUACUGAUGGACCCACGGUGGUUUCUGAGACCACUAUUCCUUUCAUUACAGACGAAGAAAGGAUGACCAAUGAAUUUGUUGUUUAA
Naegleria lovaniensis is the source of this 4356-nucleotide messenger RNA. RefSeq lists its product as uncharacterized. Gene Ontology annotation, biological process: endosome organization; intracellular protein transport; vacuole organization. Bases 1 to 4356 code for a protein of 1451 amino acids. Gene Ontology annotation, molecular function: protein-macromolecule adaptor activity. The record is from RefSeq and is a predicted model, not a curated record. Lineage: Eukaryota; Heterolobosea; Eutetramitea; Acrasida; Naegleriidae. The transcript is spliced from 2 exons. Gene Ontology annotation, cellular component: endosome; HOPS complex.